Molecule: messenger RNA, 3645 nt
Organism: Acanthisitta chloris (rifleman)
Lineage: Eukaryota; Metazoa; Chordata; Aves; Passeriformes; Acanthisittidae
Gene: ZZEF1
Product: zinc finger, ZZ-type with EF-hand domain 1
Exons: 24
Biological process (GO): regulation of synaptic plasticity; protein ubiquitination
Cellular component (GO): postsynapse
Molecular function (GO): ubiquitin-like protein ligase activity
Source: RefSeq, a predicted model, not a curated record
GAAAGCACUGCAGCACAUGCCACCUCUGUCCCUAACAGCAGGCUCCACAGAUUUUUCAAGCUUCUUAUCUCCAAAUGUUUUGGAAGAAGUAGACAGCUUCCUUAUCAGAAUAACAAGUUGCUGUACUACUCCAGAGGUUGAACUGACACUCUUGGCCUUUGCCUUAGCCCGAGGGAGUGUCGCCAAGGUGAUAAGUUCCCUUUGUACAAUCACUGAUCAUCUGGACACUCCAUACAAGGCUUCCUCACUUAUUGCUUCCAUGGCAGCAGUCAGGCAGAACCUGCUGUAUAAAUAUGGAAAACCUUUGCGACUGACUCUGCAGGCAUGUGAUGUCAAGGGAAAAGAAGAUAAAUCAGGGCCUGAAAACCUCCUUGUAGAGCCAUGGACUGGGGACGGUUUUCUUACUGAAACUGGGAAAACCAGAGCAAGUAUCAUUCUUUCCACUGGAACUGAGUCUUCGUUUCAAGUGACACAAAUUAGAAUAAAGGUCCGAAGAGGAGCCAUCGGGGCCCAGUGUGGGCUGGUGUUUGCCUACAACUGUCCUUCAGAGAAGUUCCAUGCAGAGGAACACUUCAAAAGGUUUGAGAGCUAUGACAAGUGGAAGCUGAGGGAAUUCAAACAGUUCUUAAAAAACAGAAGCAGUUGUUCAUGUGAUGACUUGGGAGAUGAUGAUCCCAUUGGCUGGUUUGAAGUGGAAGAAGAAUGGGAUGAAGUUGAUGUCAAAAUGCAGCAAUGCAGAGUUUCCCAAUACUUGAUGAUAAAGUUCUUGUGCACAAGACAAGACUCAGCAGAACGACUUGGGGUUCAAGGCCUCAGUGUUCUGGGGUAUCUUCGGCCCAUGAGGGAUGAGCCCAGCAGGAGCAUGAACUGCUUGCAGUGCAAGAGGACUGAGGAUGAUACAGUUUGUGGCACAACUCUACUCCUGAAGACUCUUCAUUUCAUCCAGCAGCUGGCACAGGACCUGGUUCAACAGAAGGAGAGUGGAUUAAAAUACAAGUCAUUUUUAGAUUUCACAGGCCUUGAUUUGCAGCUGUUCUGGAAUUUUUACAAUAAACUUCACCAAAACCCGAGGGAAGAAUGUAUUUUUGCUCAAACACUGCUCUUGCAGCUGCUCCAGAGCUGCUUCUCUGUACUUACUGGAGACAGUAAAACUGCUAAACCUCAAGAAACUCCUCAGAGCAAAACAGUUGGUCACACAGAAGCUGCAGAAGAGCUUUAUAGACAUCUGUGUGAAGUAGUGGAUAUGGGGGACAGUAACUUCAUGCCCAUGAAAAUGCUCAAAGAGGAAGUUAAGAACACCUUGCUCAGUGGAGCUGCAAUCUUUUUCCCAGACAGACAGACCAGGCGACACCAACUCUUCACCAUGAUGAAAAACAUCACAGAGCAAGAACAUAAGCAAUCUGUGCAUCUUGCCUUCAGAUCCUUGUGUACACACUUCAGUGAUCAAGAUCCUGGAGGACUUUUAUUAUUACCAGAGAAAGGAGUUUCUGCAAAUUUUGACAUAAGUGAAGUGUUAUCAGUCAUGGACACCCUUCUGCUGGUGGCAGCAAGAGAGUGUGAAAUGAUGAUGCUGGAUGUGGCACAGCAAGAGAGUGGCACAGUCUUGUCUUCCUUAUUCUGGUCUGUUCAGGGUAGCCUUCUCUCCUGGUGCUACCUGCAGCUCAAGGGCAGUGAUAACUCAGCCAAGGACCUUGCAGUAGAAAUAGUUAAAAACUAUGUCAGCCAGUUCCUGUCAAAUAUCAGAACGAUUUUGCAGUCACUUUUAUCUCAAUAUAAUGGCAAAACAAUAGUAGAAAAAAUAAGUAACUCUGUCUUUGCCAUGGCAACUCGUCAGCUGGUCAUCUUCUUGUUGGAUUUUUGCACUUUAGACAUUCCGUACUGUACUCUGCUACAGGAAUUCAGCACUUUGAUAGAACCACUGAAAAGACUUUGCAGUGAACCUCAUAAGAUGGAUAUGGAGAACUGGCAGCAGGAGCAGCCUGUAGUGCUGCGAACGUGGACUAUGGAAUCACCUCAUAACUAUGAAAAUAACUGUCACGAGGUCUCAGUGUUCCUGUGUCAUGGGGCAACUUACUUUGAGGUGGAAUUUGAUGAAAAAUGUGAAACUGAGAGGAGGUAUGAUUACCUGGAGUUUACUGAUGCCAGAGGGGCAAAAACUCGUUAUGAUACAAAGGUUGGCACUGACAAGUGGCCUAAGAAAGUGACCUUUAAGGCUGGCCCACGGCUGCAGUUUCUCUUUCACUCUGACAGCAGUAAUAAUGAGUGGGGCUACAAGUUUUCCGUCACUGCUUAUGGCCUCCCAGAUGUUGCCGUUUCUUGGGGCUUGGAUUUACAGCUUCUUGUAUCGCGGCUGAUGGGGCGCUUGGCUUCCCGAAGCAUGGCCCUGAAAUCCCUACGAGAAGUAGGUAGUGAAGCAGACUUGCCUCCUUUGAAAGUCACAUCAGUUCUUAAUUCUCCGCUGUGGAAACCUGUCUUCAGGCAUCAGAUGUGUCCUGAGGCACUCCCAGGAGCCAAGCAAAGCAGUGCCAAGCACCAAGACAAAAAAGAGGCUCGGAGCUCUCCCCAGGACGUCUGCCGUAACUUUCUUAUCGACUUUGCAAAAUCAGAUCCUGCCCAGGACUUCAGUGGGCAAAAAUCUGAACUUUUCAAAGGACUUAUACAGGCAUGUAAAAAACAGACCCCAAAGACAGAUAUAGUUGCUGGUUCUACUGUUGAUCAAGCUGUGAACUCAACAUUUGCUGCUUUGGUGUAUCUCACUCCAGAUUUAUUUGAGAAGCUUCAAAAAUAUGUCAACAGUGGAGGCAAGGUGCCUUUGAGUGAGGAGUUUGCACAAGUGUAUUCCCUGGCUGAUUCCAUUAGAAUAUGGAUGUUGGAAAUGAAGCAGAAAUCCCUGAUGGGUAGGGGGAAUGAUACUGAUGAGAAGCAGAACACAGAAGCAAGUGAGGUGAACCCAGAAACUCUUGCAAAACUCUGUAUGCAGAAGAGCCUUUUGUUACUGAAUUUUUUGCCUGUAAGAGCAAAGACGAAAGAUUCUGCUUCAGACAGUUUGGAAGCCCAAGAUACUGAUGAUCCCCAACAAUAUGUCAGUGAUAGAUGCCAAAGAAAAGGUUCUGUUGUGGACACAGACUUCCAGGCAGCACAUUCCCUGUCCUCCAGUCCAGUAACUCCUCCCGUUUCAAAAGAUGGAGGCCAAGCAUCACAGGCUGAUCCAAAGGUUAAACAAGUCCCAGACCCCCUCCAAACAGAAGCAGCAUCUGUAUUUCAUAGUAAGCCUGCUGAAAAUGCAGUUCCACAGCAAGAAGAUGUGUCAUCACCUCCUUCCACUCCCACACGGAAGUCUCAGUUCAGCCGGGGAAGGCUGAGGCUGCUGUCGUUCAGAUCAAUGGAAGAGCCAAGGGCUGUGCCUACUGUGAAGGAAAAAUACCCUAUUUUGAAACACAUAUUAGACUUUAUUAAGGAUCAAUCACUUUCCCGUGAAAGUGUUUUAAAGGUCCUUGCUUUGAGGAAAUCCCAAGGGCAGAGCAUUAUGGAAGUGCUCAAGAUAAUCCGACAGUGCCUAGACUCUCUGGGGCAGCCACACUGCUUUCACCCGCCAUGUGUACUCUUUCUCCUAGAACUUCUAGCCUGUCAGAAAGAUUUUACAAA